AUGCCCCCGAGAGCAAACGACAAUACAGGCGGUCAUCGUCUGCGAGAGGUGCAGUGUCAGAUCUCGAUCUUCGGUCCUUCAAAUGUCAUCCAGAGCCCUCAGUCGAGUGGGUUCCACAAUAGAAUGGCGCACGCAGAUUCACUUGUUCUGAUCAACAUUGUCCGAAAAGGCGACCUCUCGACAUGGGAGACUUCAGAUCUCUGCUGA
Messenger RNA from Penicillium oxalicum, 207 nucleotides. RefSeq lists its product as uncharacterized. Bases 1 to 207 code for a protein of 68 amino acids. The transcript has a single exon. NCBI's taxonomy places the organism in Eukaryota, Fungi, Ascomycota, Eurotiomycetes, Eurotiales, Aspergillaceae. The record is from RefSeq and is a predicted model, not a curated record.